AUGGCAAAAUUGUUGGUAUAUAUUGCUUUUAUCAUUUAUUGUGGCCGAGCUGCCAACCAAGCAAACCAAGCAGCAGGAGUAAAUGGCGAAGUCGCGGAAAUUAUCACGGGUUAUAAUGUUGACAAGUUAUGGGAUGAUGGCUUAUUAAUACAAACAACGCAAGUAGAAGAAUCAAUGCUGCUGAAUUGUGAUAGAAUGGAAGAUGGAAGAGUGUCUAUUUUGGAAGAGAAACCAUUGCUGUUUGUGCGAAACACUCUUAAUUUGAUAAAGUGA
Molecule: messenger RNA, 273 nt
Organism: Brugia malayi
Lineage: Eukaryota; Metazoa; Nematoda; Chromadorea; Rhabditida; Onchocercidae
Gene: Bm851
Exons: 3
Coding region: 1-273 (90 amino acids)
Source: RefSeq, a predicted model, not a curated record